Molecule: messenger RNA, 1053 nt
Organism: Fusarium tjaetaba
Lineage: Eukaryota; Fungi; Ascomycota; Sordariomycetes; Hypocreales; Nectriaceae
Product: toxD
Exons: 6
Coding region: 1-1053 (350 amino acids)
Molecular function (GO): oxidoreductase activity, acting on NAD(P)H
Source: RefSeq, a predicted model, not a curated record
AUGAUGGACUCAAUUGCCAUUAUCCAAAAAGACAAAGGCCUGACUCAAGGGAAUGUCACUCUACCUCCCUUGAAGGACCAUCAGGUAUACGUCAAGGUUGAAUACGCCGCUUUCAAUCCUACUGAUCGCCUGGCUCUUGAUGUCAAUGCCUUUGGAGAUGGCGCAGUGCUAGGCUGUGACUUUGCUGGUAAAGUCGUGGAUGCCCACUCAAGUGUCACCAAAUUGAAGCCUGGUGACAGCCUUGCUGGCUUUAUCUGGGGAGGAGAGAUCAAGGGCCUAGGGGCCUACUCAACUCGAAGGAAGUACACGAUCGCCGACGAGCGGUUGUCUUUUAAAAUACCCGGAAAUAUUAAUCCAGCAGAGGCUUCAUCAGUUCCAUUGGCUGCUAACACUGCAUGGCUUGCUCUCUUCUCCGACGAUUGCCUUGCACUCAAUUCCUAUAAGACAGGAGAAAGAAGCCCCUUGUUGAUCUGGGGAGGUAACACAACCGUUGGAUAUUUCGCCAUUCAGAUCGCCAAGCUCCACAACAUCGAAGUCGUUACAACCUGCAACCCUAAAAACUUCGAUAAGAUGCGACAAGCUGGCGCAACUCAUGUUUUUGACUACAAUGACGAGGAAGUUGCAUCUAAGAUUCGAUCAGCAGUGCCAAAUCUGCAGCAUGUCUUUGAUACAGUUGGCAACGAAACCUCCUCAGCGACUGCAGCCAGGUCCAUCAGUCAACCACAAGGCAUGCUAUCCACCGUUCGCCCAGGCAAGGCAAACACUGAAGGCGUUCCACCUCAUAUCAAGGUCACGGAUGUCUUUGUCUUUACUGCUUUCCCCACAGAGCAUAGCUACCGAGGAAAGGCGCAUUGGCCUGUGAAAAUGAAUGAUCACAAACUCAGUGCCGAUUUUCAUGGUCAGUUGCAGACAUUGCUCGGAAACGGAUCUCUCAAGCCAUCUCCCAUCCGUCUCAUGGGACAGCUUAGCCCGUCUACGGUUGAGAAAGCGAUGGAUCUCAACCGCCAAGGUUCUAUCUCGGGCGAGAAGCUUGUUUUUGAAGGCUUUAUUUAG